Messenger RNA from Brassica rapa (field mustard), 2551 nucleotides. RefSeq lists its product as uncharacterized. The record is from RefSeq and is a predicted model, not a curated record. NCBI's taxonomy places the organism in Eukaryota, Viridiplantae, Streptophyta, Magnoliopsida, Brassicales, Brassicaceae.
GUCACCAGUCGGACCCUUAAUUAAAAAAAAAAUUACAGAGUUGUCCAAAAAAAAAGUUACAAAAAUACAGAGAAAUCAAUAUAUUUUGGUAUUAUUACCAAAUACCAAUCAUCCACUUCCUCCUCUAUAGGAAACAAACCAUCAUUGCUCCAAACAAUCACUUUCAUCCUUACAAAAUCUCUGAUUCUUCUUUUUCUCCUUCUUAUUCUCUUUCUCUCACUCUCUUUUUCAUCUAUACAUAUAUACAUUCACACACACACACAUAAGCACACAUACAAUCUCUUUAUAACCUUUAAACUCUCUCCUUCCCAAUUUUCCCUCCAUAGAAUCAUCAUUCUCUGUUUCAUCAUCAGACAAAUGGAUUCUUCUUGUACAAACUCAGUAAACGGAUUCUACACUUUUCUAAACAAAUCAAUGGAAGAUCUCGAGAGGGUUUAUCUCUCCAACAGCUUCAUGUCCCUUCAGUUCCUACAGAGAGUAAUCUGUCUCCUAAGAACCUCUCACUCUCACCUCACGCUUCUUGUCCAAAAACUCAACCUCCCUGUCGGCGACAAGUGGCUCGACGACUACAUGGACGAAACCUCCAAGCUCUGGGACGUCUGCCACGUUAUCAAAUCCUCUCUCUCCUCCAUGGAAAGCUUCUGCUCCGCCGCGAUUUCCGUCGCCUCCUCUCUCGACGGCCACCACCACCACCACAACCACCGUCAGGUGAUGCGAGCGAUAACUGGGUGUCGGAGAGAAGCGGUAGGGAUAGAGGAAGAGAACAGAGCUUUGAUGGAGAACCGCGUCCAAAGGUUUCCCUUUUGGUCGGAGCAAGUUACGACGACGGCGGCGAUGGAGUCGUCGAAGAUACAGAACGGGUUCAGCGGGUUUAGAGGAGUGAUGAACACGAUGAAGAGCAUGAACACUCUGUUUCUCACGAUCUUGACGCAAGGCCUUGUUUACAGCAUCCCCGGAGAGACGACGGCGACGGUGAUGGCGACGACGGCGACGGCGAUGGUGAGGCUGAAGCAGAGAGUGGCGGCGGAGAUGGAGAGGACGGGGGUGAAGAAAGGGGUGAUGAUGUACGAGUACAGGAGGAGCAAGACGGCGGUGGAGGAGCUGAAGGCGGAGCUUGAAAGGCGGUGGUGCUGCGGCGGAGGGAGGGGAGAAGAGGGGGAGGAGGCGGAGAGAGGGCUGAGGGAGAGAGUGGAGAGUGUGAAAGUGAGUGUUGGGAGUUUGAGGAGUGGAACAGAGAGUGUUGUUGCUCAGAUUGAUGAUUUCUUUGAUGAGAUUGUUGAUGGUAGAAAAAUGCUUUUGGCUUUCUGUAGCCACAGGUGAGAAAAUAAAACAAAAGGUUUUAGGCUCUUUUAGAUUAAUCAGAAUGUUUAAUCUUCCAUGCUUUUAAUUUUUUUUUAUAAUAUCUAUAAAAUUUAAGUGUUUCUAUAAAACCUUUCUGGUGCUCUUUAUAUAUCAAAGUCCAAACAUGAAGUUAAGAUUAUGCUUAUAAAAUUAAACCAUGGUGCUAAUUAAAGUUGAAAUGUGAAAAAAAAAACAAAUACAAGUAUAUCAAACUCUAUGUGAACAUACUUCCUCCAUUUUGAAUUUAAGAUGCUAUUAAAAAAUAAUUAUUGUUGUAAAAUGUUAUAUUUUAGAUGAGUUUUAAUUUAUCAAUUGUGUUUUAUUGUUUUAUGUUAGUUAACUGCACUGAUUUAUUGUCUAAUAAUAUUUUUUUAAUAACCGUAUAUCUAUGUUUUUAAUAUGAAGUUAAUAUGAUGUUUAAGAGCAUAAAAUUUUAUUUUUUAUUUCAAAAUAGAGUAAAAUUGAAUAUAAAGUAAAAAUGUUUUAAUACUACUAUAUUUCUCACUCUAUAUAAUAGAGUGAUGAACAAACAAAAAAUAGAUUACACUUUAUUAUAGAGUGAGAUAUGAAGUUGAGUUGAAGUAUUUUUUAUUCUAUAUUUAUUUUUACUCUAUUGUGGAAGAAAAAUGAAGUGGGGUUGGAGAUGUUCUAAAAAAACUAGUGUGUUAGAGCUGAGAUGUAAAAAAAACAAUAAAACUACAUCUAACUGUAUAAGAACAUAUGUUGUUAAUACCGAUUCUAUAGGAAAUCUUCAAAUGACGAGACAUGUACUAUAUUGUACACGGAGAUGAAAUGUUUUGAUUAUUUUACUUUCUCAAAAAUAAAAUAAAACUUCUGAUUAUUGUUUUUUUUUGGGUCAAAAACGUCUGAUUAUUGUUAUAGUACUCUUUUGUUUCUUUGUUGCUUUAGAGCAUCUCCAAUGUUCACCUCUAUAAUUUUCUCUAAAAUAGAGAUCUCUAUUAUAGAAGUAAAAAUGCUCCAAUGUAUGCCUCUAUAAUAGAGUUUCUCUAUUUUAGAGAAAAAUAUAGAAGAAAGUUACUUUUUGCCUCUAUAUUUAGAGGUGAAAAUAUCAUAUCUCUAUAUUUUCCUCUAUAAAUAGAGGAACUCUAUUAUAGAGGCAUACAUUGGAGCAUUUUCACCUCUAUAAUAGAGUUUCUCUAUUUUAAGGGAAAAUAUAGAGAUAGAAAUAGAGGUGGGUUGGAGAUGGUCU